Messenger RNA from Macrosiphum euphorbiae (potato aphid), 1299 nucleotides. NCBI's taxonomy places the organism in Eukaryota, Metazoa, Arthropoda, Insecta, Hemiptera, Aphididae. The record is from the annotation of a GenBank genome assembly.
AUGAUGGUUGGAUUUUCUUCAGACACAACAAAUGCCAUGGCUGGAAAAUUUCAUUCUGUUUUCACAAAUUUAAAAACUGCUAUACCAGGUAUUGCUUGUAUUAAAUGUUCUUGUCAUAUGAUUCAUCUGUCUGCAUCCAAGGCGUGUCUAAAACUACCACGAUCUAUUGAAGAUUUAUUGCGCAACGUAGGCUCUCAUUUUAGUAGGAGUCAUUCUCGCCAAACCAAAUACAAAGCCUUUCAAGAAUUUUUUCAAGUGGAAAUACAUAAAAUAUUGUCACCCUGUACAACUCGCUGGCUGUCACUAAAAGCAUGUGUUGAUAGAGUAUUAGAACAAUUUUCUGCUCUCAAAGAAUAUUUUAGACUGGUUAAUUUUGAUGAUCCCUCCAAAACAUCAGAAUUAAUUUAUAGUACUAUGGAAAACUCAUUUAGUAUAAUAUAUCUGGAAUUCAUGUCUUAUUCACUUGGUAUCCUGACAAAUUUCAACACUUUGUUUCAAGGUGAAGGGCCUUUACUACAUUUACUAAAACCUGAAAUUGAAAAGUUGUUGAAAACAAUAAGUAUGAAUUUUAUGACUAUUGAGUAUAUAAGAAGCCUUGACUCAAUCAUGAACGUUGCGCCUAAUCUGUCACAAUAUUAUCUUCCUUUUAACGACAUUUAUAUAGGUAUAUGUGCAACUGAUUCGAUAACAAAUUUAAAAAAUAAUAACGUUGUUAACUCUAAUGAAAUAUUUAAGUUUUUUAAGUCAUGCCAAGAAUUCUAUAUAGCACUUGUAUUGGACAUAAAAAAAAGAUUUAUAUUUGACGACUCUGUGUUUGAUUGUGUAACCGUAACUAAUCCGUCUUUAGUAAAACAAUUCAAAACAAAAUCUUUAGCUAAUAUAUUAAAAAGAUUCCCAGUAUUAAAUAAUUUCAUAGACAAUGAACAAGAAUUGGACAAGGAAUGGAGGGAACUAGCACUCAUAGAAUUAGAACCAAUAGAACCAUCAAAUCCAAACGAUAUUAUGGAAUACUGGAGGAAAGUAUUUUGUAUGAAAAACUCUUUAGGUGAGAUAUAUUUUCCAAACAUACUUAUCGUAAUGAGACUCCUACUGGCUUUACCAUUUUCCAAUGCAUCAGUUGAACGUUUAUUCAGUGAUCUUAAAAACAUAAAAACUCUGCAUCGCAAUAAACUUAAAACAGAUUCAUUGGUGGGGAUUCUUAGGACAAAACAUUCCGUUGAAGACUGUAUUAAUUUUAAGCCUUCAGCUGCAAUGAUUAAAAGCAAGAUAUGGGACUCCUCUAACACUAAAGAGAACUAA